Molecule: messenger RNA, 1374 nt
Organism: Bombyx mandarina (wild silkworm)
Lineage: Eukaryota; Metazoa; Arthropoda; Insecta; Lepidoptera; Bombycidae
Product: protein cortex
Biological process (GO): positive regulation of ubiquitin protein ligase activity; anaphase-promoting complex-dependent catabolic process; positive regulation of anaphase-promoting complex-dependent catabolic process
Cellular component (GO): anaphase-promoting complex
Molecular function (GO): protein binding; anaphase-promoting complex binding; ubiquitin ligase activator activity
Source: RefSeq, a predicted model, not a curated record
AUGAAUAGAACUGCGUUUGGAAAGAAGAGUUUGAAUAGGCGGCGACCCCGAGUGGAUAGGUUCGUUCUACCCAGGGAACAACUGGCCGAGAUUAAAAGUCGCGCUCUUUGGAAAAUACCCUCAGCUUACACUGGCGACAUUUGGAGUUCAGAAUACUUACAACGGAAGAAAUAUGCUGAAUAUUUAGAUGAAGCUUUCGGUUUGGAACCCUUGAAAGCUCAUGAUUGUAACCAGUCGAUACCUGACGGGUACAGAGCUCAAGCCUGGCCCUGCGUGCCCAGAAAACGUAGAUACCUCACUUCAGCCGACAGCAUAUUGGAUCUACCGACAUACAGCUAUGCUUUGUUUCCAGAGCUUUUGGACUGGAGCAGUGAUAACAUUCUGGUGGCAGCUCUGGGCAGGAACUACCAUAAAUGGAGCUGGCGCACUCAAAGCCUUACCAACCAGGGUUUUACGCAAUAUGAAAUACAAUGCUGCAAGUUUGAUCCUAGAGGAGAACUCUUACUGCUUGGCACUGACAACCAGAUAACGGAGAUUCACAACAACGCGAUGAGCAAGUGGGUGGCUGAAUGUUCCUGUUUGUGUAACAGAUUUGUAGCCAUCUGCAGCAUCACUGCCGUCGAUUGGAGCCCUACAGGAAACUCUUUUAUAACGGGAUGUUCUCGUGGAGUGCUGGUGUCAUACACUCGCACUGGAGACAUGCUGGGGUGGCGACGUGUGGGCGAGACGAUGCUGGCGGUGCGCGUAUCUCCGGACGCACGGUAUGUGGCGGCCGCGGCCGUCAACGGAACCACCGUACUCGUCAUGACCUGGCCGCUACUCCACUUGUACUCUAGUUUGGGCUCUAACUGGACUGUUAAGGCUUUGAGCUGGCACCCAUGGCGCUCCGCCUUGCUGGGUGUGGGCGCAGUGACGUCACGGAUGAACGCGCACGUCGCGGUGUGGGACGCGCCCACCUCCCGGGUCACGGACACCACAAUCCGCCACAGCCGCCAUAGUCUGGACGCUAUGCUCUUCAGCCAUAAGACCGGAGAGCUGGUCAUCAGCUUGUGGAACCCGGAACGAGCCGUUUCAUCGCCGAAGACUUGUUCACAAUUGGUAGUGAUGAGUGGACCAGAUAAAGUGGUCGAUCAAUGGGGCGAAGAACGCUCGGGACUGGACCGGAUCAGGACUAUGGUUUUCAGUCCCGAUGGAACUAAGCUUGGUAAGCGACAGCAACAGCAGACGAAGACCUCAUCAUCUGGAACUUUCUCCCGGAAGACUCCAAGAGGAAGAAGUGGAAAUGCGACAGAUUCUGGGCGCUUCCGCUGUACCUGGACGAAACGACUUACGGCCUCUCAAUGCGUUAGAUCGUUUCUCAAACUUAGAUCGUGA